This is a messenger RNA of Macrosiphum euphorbiae (potato aphid), 1620 nucleotides long. NCBI's taxonomy places the organism in Eukaryota, Metazoa, Arthropoda, Insecta, Hemiptera, Aphididae. The record is from the annotation of a GenBank genome assembly.
AUGAAGAACUGGAGAAUUUAUAAUGAGAAUGUGAAACAAGAAUUAGAAAUCACUCAAGAGGCUUUGACAAAAUUUCAAACCUCUCACAAAGUAACCACCAAAUCUGGUAUAGAACAAGAAGAAUCACUGUUGUAUGAAACAGCAGCUUUAGAAUCAUCACUAAAUACCACAAUCAUAGAGCUUGAAAAUGAUACUAAAUCGUUACGACAAGAGUUGGAACGUGUUCGCAUGGAGCGAGAUCAAGCCAUCCAAGAAAAUAAUGACUUAUCAAGGUUGAGUAAUGAGUCUAAUCAUGAUUCUAAGCAACUUCACGCAGAUCUACGUGAAGUCAAAUCCCGUGAAACUCGACAAAUUGCUCAUUUGAAAUCUUCUCAGGUUGAAUUUGAAGGGGCAAAACACGAAAUACGUAGACUGCAAGAAAAUGUUGAACUGCUGUACUUACAAGUUGAUGAGCUAGCUAAGUUGAACAAAAUUGCUGAAAAACAAAUGGAAGAAGCUCUGCAAUCAUUACAAGGUGAACGCGAAGCUAAAUAUGUGUUGAAAAAAGAACUUGAUCAACGUAUCAACAAUGAAUCGGUUUACAAUCUCAGUAACUUAGCUUUUAGCAUAAGAGGUAUGGGCGGAGACCAAAAUGUUGGUAGCGAUGACAAAGAUGAUUUGCCUGUGUUACGUAAACUUGAAAACUAUAUUGGAUCAACUAUGGAAUUACCAGAAUGUGGAAAACAUGAUUUAUUUAGUGAAAUACAUCUCAAUGAACUGAAAAAACUGGAAAAACAGUUAGAACAAGUGGAAAACGAAAAGAGCUUGUUGACACAGAAUCUUAAAGAGUCUCAAUCAGCGUCUGAUAAAUGCAAAUCAGAUUUGGAAAAUUUAGCAUCUCGUAUAUAUAAACUUGGAUCACACAUAAGGUCUUUGGAACAUCUUGGUACUCAAACCAGUAAAGUAGAUUCUGAACAUAAGACUGAAGAUGGAAAAUCAAAUGCAACUUUGGAAUAUUAUCAACAAUGGUUUGGUUUAGCAUCUAAAGAGAUUGACCAGCUUCACGGUGAUCUAGAAGAACUUAAAAGACAGUUAAAUUCAUCUGAAGAAACCUUAUCAUUAAAAGAUGAAUUAAUCAUGCUCAAAAAUAAAUUAUUAGAUAGAGAACAAAAGACAAUGGAACUUGAGUCAAAUGUUCGCUUGUUGGGAGAACUGGCUACAGAUGCUAGUGCUUCUUUAGAUAAUGCGCAAAAUGACCUUGUAGUCAUCACUGAUGAAUUUGGCUCAACUAGCUCUCCAAAUGUCUGUGUUGAAUGGAAAAUCUAUAACAUUAAAUACUAUUGUCGUAAAAACAGCAAAAGAACAGAAGAAAAUGAUCCUCGCCUGGAUGUAUUACGAACGCGACUCAAGUCUGAUGUUUUCAUAAAAGAAUUAGAAAGUCUAACUGAAGCUUCAUUCGUAGCUAAAAGUCUGAGAAACAUACUUGAUCAAAUCAAAUUGCUUAAAGAAUCUGUAAACACAUCAAUAGAUAAUGCUAAAGCUGUUUUGUAUACCAUCCAGACACACUUUCUUGUUCGCAAAGUUUUUUUGAGGUACAACAUGAUGAAGAGCAAAAGAACGAGAUUUCUAGCAGUGGUAUAA